Messenger RNA from Pelobates fuscus (common spadefoot toad), 2694 nucleotides. It is a transcript of the gene CNGA1, whose product is annotated as cyclic nucleotide gated channel subunit alpha 1. The coding region runs from base 212 to 2368 and encodes 718 amino acids. Gene Ontology annotation, biological process: monoatomic cation transmembrane transport. The record is from RefSeq and is a predicted model, not a curated record. The transcript is spliced from 9 exons. Gene Ontology annotation, molecular function: intracellularly cAMP-activated cation channel activity; protein-containing complex binding; intracellularly cGMP-activated cation channel activity. Gene Ontology annotation, cellular component: intracellular cyclic nucleotide activated cation channel complex; plasma membrane. Lineage: Eukaryota; Metazoa; Chordata; Amphibia; Anura; Pelobatidae.
GCUGUGUCAGGGAUAUUGUCUUUCCACACGCUGGAGCAAGUGAUAUUCCUAUGCUAAGAAAAAUACUAGGGGUCUUUAGGGCCUUUUCAUGUUAACACUUGACAUUGGAUGGAUUGUGUUUUUGGCACCAGUGAAAUAAAUGGGAUUUAUUAUCUGAUCAGCGUUAUUUUUCUAAAACAAAAGGAUUACACAGAGAUAAGGGAGACCCACGAUGGCCAAAUUAAUCAACACGCAUCAUACACAUGGUACCAUUCCUAAACUAUCCAUACAGGACAUGGACGAAGAGAUAGACAAAAUGGAGAAUGGAGAAAGCAGGUUAUUAAAGCAAGAAGCCAGCCCUAGUGUAUUACAUACAGCAGAAAGCCCAAAAUGUUUCAGCAUCUACAACAGUAAGAACAGAGUACACGUUGUAACAGGGACGCUCCACCGCGAGCAGCACCUUCCUGGUACCUCUUCAGGCUGCAACACCAACAACAGUAACAAUAAAGAUGAAGAGGAGAAAAAGAAAAAGAAAAAAGAAAAAAAAGAAAAAACUGAUCAUAAAAAGGAAAAGAAGAAGGACAAAGACAAGAAAAAGGACAAAAACAAAGGUGAUAAGGACAAAAAUAAAAAGGACAAAAAUAAGGACAAUGCUAAGGAAAAGGAGGAUGAAAAAGAGAAGGUAAAGGGGAAAGAAAAGGAGAAAGAGAAAGAAAAGGCAGAUAAAGAAAAGGCAGAGAAAGAAAAGGCAGAGAAAGAAAAACAAGAAAAGAAGAAAGACAUAUAUGUGAUUGAUCCUUCAGGGAACAUGUAUUAUAAUUGGCUAUUUUGCAUCACAAUGCCUGUUAUGUACAACUGGACCAUGAUUAUAGCCAGGGCUUGUUUUGAUGAACUUCAACAAGACUAUUUAGAAGCUUGGUUUCUGCUUGAUUAUAUGUCAGAUGCCAUCUACAUUGCAGACAUGUUUGUAAGAACAAGAACAGGAUAUCUUGAGCAAGGUCUUCUGGUCAAAGAUGAAACCAAACUGAGGAAUAAAUACAAAAAGACUUUACAAUUUAGGCUGGAUGUUGUCUCAAUGAUACCCACAGAUAUACUAUAUUUAAAAUUUGGAACUAAUUACCCAGAACUAAGAUUCAAUAAAUUGCUAAGAAUUUCUCGGAUGUUUGAGUUUUUCCAGAGAACAGAGACAAGAACCAAUUAUCCUAACAUUUUCAGAAUCUCCAACCUCAUCAUGUACAUCGUGAUCAUUAUCCAUUGGAAUGCUUGUGUAUUCUAUUCUAUUUCUAAAGCAAUAGGAUUUGGGGCAGACACAUGGGUCUAUCCAAACGCUACUGAUCCAGAAUUUGGAAGGCUUGCGAGAAAGUAUGUGUACAGUCUCUACUGGUCUACCCUCACCCUAACUACUAUUGGUGAAACCCCUCCACCGGUCUUGGAUUCUGAGUACUGGUUUGUGGUAGCUGAUUUCUUAGUGGGAGUAUUGAUUUUCGCUACAAUCGUCGGUAAUGUUGGUUCUAUGAUUUCAAACAUGAAUGCAGCAAGAGCUGAAUUUCAGGGAAGAAUCGAUGCCAUUAAACAGUACAUGCACUUCCGAAAAGUGAGCAAAGAGUUAGAAAAAAGAGUUAUCAAAUGGUUCGACUACCUGUGGACAAACAAAAAAGCUGUUGAUGAAAGGGAUGUCUUGAAAUACCUGCCUGACAAAUUAAGAGCUGAGAUUGCUAUCAAUGUUCAUCUGGAUACAUUAAAGAAGGUCCGGAUCUUUGCUGAUUGUGAAGCAGGCCUUUUGAUUGAAUUGGUCUUAAAACUGCAACCUCAAGUAUACAGCCCUGGAGAUUAUAUUUGCAGGAAAGGAGACAUUGGACGGGAAAUGUACAUUAUCAAAGAAGGCAAACUUGCUGUUGUAGCUGAUGAUGGGAUUACUCAGUUUGUUGUUUUGAGUGAUGGUAGCUACUUUGGUGAGAUUAGUAUUCUUAACAUCAAAGGAAGUAAAGCCGGAAAUAGAAGGACAGCCAAUAUUAAGAGUAUUGGUUAUUCUGACCUUUUCUGUCUCUCUAAAGAUGACCUCAUGGAAGCGUUAACUGAGUACCCUGAUGCUAAGGCAAUGCUUGAGGAGAAAGGAAGACAGAUUUUAAUGAAAGACGGUCUACUGGAUUUAGACAUUGCAAAUUCAGGGGUUGAUCCAAAGGACAUCGAAGAGAAAGUGGCUCACAUGGAAGGUUUAGUGGACAACUUGCAAACAAAGUUCGCAAGACUUUUGGCUGAGUAUGAUUCAGCGCAACAGAAACUUAAGCAACGAGUAUCCAAAAUUGAAACUAUGUUAAAGCCAGAGGUUGAGGAACCACCAGAGGUGGAAGGUCCAAAAGAAGAAGCAGAGGCACCCCCAAAAGAAUGAUUUAAUUAAUUAAGUUAAAGACUUGCACCUAUUGAAAGGCGUAACUAUUUUGUUAAGCAAAGAUUGUCACAAGAUAUGACAAUAACUUUGUUUUUGUUGAUAAAGUUUCUGAACAUGUUUACACACUGUGACAUUAAUGCAGAACUUUAUUUUCUCACACAAUAUAAAUGUUUGGACUGGAGAGAUACGGUACAUUUUAUCUACCUUCAUGGAACGGGACACAUUUACAAAUACAUUGUUUUUGAGUGGAAGUGUUUUUCUUUAUUUAAAAUGAACGUUCAAUAUCAAAUAACAAAUAAUACUUAAAAAGCACAUAAUACAGUCAA